Messenger RNA from Coffea eugenioides, 735 nucleotides. Its product is annotated as thaumatin-like protein. The record is from RefSeq and is a predicted model, not a curated record. The transcript is spliced from 2 exons. NCBI's taxonomy places the organism in Eukaryota, Viridiplantae, Streptophyta, Magnoliopsida, Gentianales, Rubiaceae. Gene Ontology annotation, cellular component: extracellular region. Gene Ontology annotation, biological process: defense response. The coding region runs from base 1 to 702 and encodes 233 amino acids.
AUGGCUUUAUGGCGCCUCUGCUUUGUCCUACUCUUCUCCUAUUUAGGAGCUGAUGCAAAAUUAUUUACUUUCAGAAAUGAUUGUGAGGUCACACUAUGGCCAGGGAUCUUAGCAAAUGCAGGAAAACCCCAGCUAGCCAACGGUGGUUUCCGUCUACCACCACAUUCUGCUGCAACCAUCUUUGCACCUACUGGAUGGGCCGGCCGCUUCUGGGCACGCAGCCAAUGCACCUUUGACGAAACCGGCAACGGAAAGUGCGCCACCGGUGACUGCGGUGGAGCCUUAUGGUGUAACGGCGCGGGUGGUGUACCACCAGCAACGCUUGCUGAGUUCAGCCUUGAUAACCCCAAGGAUUUCUAUGACAUUAGCCUUGUGGAUGGAUUCAACAUCCCAAUCUCUAUAGUCCCUUCUCUGACAAAUUGUUCCGGGGCAGAAUGUACUGCAGACUUGAACAGGCAAUGUCGACCAGAACUGCAAGUUACAUCAGAUGGGAAGGUGGUUGCAUGCAAAAGUGCAUGCCUUGCUUUUGGUAAACCUGAAUUCUGUUGUGCAGGAAGCAACAGUAACCCAAAUACGUGCAAGCCUUCAGUGUAUUCUAAAGAGUUCAAAGCUGCCUGCCCAACAGCUUAUUCCUAUGCUUUUGAUGAUCCAACCAGUACUUUUACCUGCCAAGGAGCUGAUUACUCUAUAAUUUUCUGCUGAUUACAAGGGGAAAGGUGAUGGAAAUUACUGCAG